CAAAAUGAAAUUUUCGGCUGAUGUUUGAUAUGUUUUAUCAAAAUGAGUGAGUCAGACAGCCUUCCAUCCGAUAUCAAAGAAGUGUGCCAUUGUAUCCCUUUGCCUGAACAAACCUACCAUCGUUUUUCCCAAUGAUGUGAUGAAAAAGGAAAAGAAAGGUUUUAUAAUUAUAUUUAUGGCUUAUUCUGACCAGUUAUAGAAAAGUCGUCCAGUCUAGAGCUUAUUAGUCAAUUUUGAAGCCAGUACCUAAUACUUUUAAGGAAGCUGUGGACAUAGGCAAAUAAACACUAUUUGAUCAGACAAUCAGCAGGAUACAUGCCAAAGAAAUCUAAAAUAAAAAAUAACGAACUUGUAACGACCUUAAAGGAAGCUGAUUAUGAGAAACAUACGCAGAAAAAAGUUAAAUGUAUUCAUCUACUGGACUAAUUGAAGUAAAACAUUUAUAGUUUUGUUUGAUAAAAGAAUAAAGAAAAUGGUGCUAAUAAUCUGACUGUUGAAGGGUGCACCGAAACAUGUUCAUGGCUGAAAAUAUUUCUUCCAGUUGAACGGUAUUGAGAAUUAAUUGGUACAUCCAGUAUCAUUGCGGAGAACUACUGCCUAAAUUAACAGGUCGAUUGACAUGAAAAACUCAUCAAGCAACAGUCAACACUGCGUUUUCUGCUUGAGGUGAAAAAUGGAUAUUUAUUGUAGACAGCAACUUCGUGUUAGGAAAUGCCCAAGUACCGAGCUUAUAUCCCAUUGUGUACUGCUCAGAUGGAUUCUGCGAACUCACCGGCUUUCAGCGAGCACAAAUAAUGCAGAAGGGGUGCGCUUGCAAGUUCCUCUACGGCCCUGAAACCAAGGAGGAACACAAAUCGCAGAUCGACAAAGCGUUAGAGUUUAAGAAUGAACUGAAAUUGGAGGUUAUAUUUUACAAGAAAAACGGAACCCCUUUCUGGUGUUUACUCGACGUAGUCCCCAUCAAGAAUGAAAAGAGAGAAGUCGUCCUCUUUCUCGCUUCGCACAAGGAUAUCACGAACACAAAAAUGGCAGAAAUGUCCGAUUCCGAGCUUUAUGACAGCGCGUCUCUGCUCGGGGCUCGGUUUCGAGGUGCUGACUCUUGCCUCCUUGCAGACGCAAACGGUAACCUAGACCCAGAAGAUCCUCCGGCCAAUUAUGGAAGAAGAAGAUCGAGGGCGGUGCUAUACCAGCUCAGUGGACAUUACAAGCCUGUUAAAAUGAAGACCAAAUUGAAGCUCAACAAUAACUUAUUGAGUUCGACACCAGCCCCCUUGCCCGAAUAUAAGACUGCUUCAGUGAAAAAGAGUAGGUUUAUCAUAUCCCAUUACGGUAUGUUCAAAAGCGUCUGGGACUGGCUGAUCUUGACGGCCACAUUUUAUGUGGCCGUUGUGGUGCCUUACAAUGCCAGCUUCACCAUAAUUGAAAGGCCCUCAGUGGUCGUUGAUGUAUUCGUCGAGGCACUCUUCAUUAUGGAUAUUUGCUUGAAUUUCCGUACCACUUUCGUUAACAGAAAGGGUGAAGUUGUUUCAAAUGGAAAGCUAAUAUCCGUUCACUACCUCAAAACGUGGUUCCUUGUAGACUCUUUAGCAGCGCUGCCCUUCGAUCUUCUUUAUGUGCUUUAUGGAGAGGAUAGGGAUGUCCCAGCUUUUGCCCGUUCGCACAUUCAUCUCAUAAAAUUAACACGUCUUCUACGACUGGCCAGGCUACUCCAAAAAAUGGAUAGGUAUUCUCAGUAUAGUGCAAUGAUUCUCACACUUCUGAUGCUGUCCUUCACCCUGGUAGCGCACUGGUUGGCUUGCAUUUGGUACGUCAUAGCUGAUAAGGAAAUGGAGCGAAAUGAUUUGGGCUGGAUACACAAUCUGGCGGAGAGGCUUAAGAUAUUGAACGUGUCGUUAAUAUCAAACACAGACGCCUACGUGACAGCCCUUUAUUUUACCUGUUCUAGUUUGACGAGUGUAGGAUUUGGCAAUGUGAGUGCCAAUACAACCAGCGAAAAAAUUUUCAGCAUAUGUGUCAUGCUGAUUGGUGCCCUAAUGCAUGCUGUCGUUUUCGGCAACGUUACAGCAAUAAUCCAAAGAAUUUAUUCAAGAAGAUCGCUGUAUCACAGUAAAUGGCGGGAUUUGAAGGACUUUCUGACCCUCCAUCAGAUCCCGAAAGAACUCAAACAGAGGAUGCAAGAUUAUUUCCAGACAAUGUGGAGUCUCAAUCACGGAAUCGAUAUACAUGAGACACUCAAAGAAUUCCCAGAGGAGCUACGGGGCGACGUAUCGAUGCACCUACAUCGGGAAAUACUCCAGCUUCCAAUUUUUGAGGCAGCAUCGCAAGGCUGUCUGAAGUUGCUCUCGUUACACAUCAGAGCGAAUUUCUGCGCUCCCGGCGAGUACUUAAUCCACAAGGGCGACGCUCUGAGCUACAUAUACUACAUAUGCAAUGGAUCCAUGGAAGUCGUACAAGAUGACAUGGUGGUUGCUAUUUUAGGUAAAGGCGAUCUUGUAGGAAGCGACAUCAACCUCCACCUACAGCACAACUCCUCCAAUGGUCCUUCUUCGGACAAUAGAGGUGGAACGGGAUGUAUAGACAUAGUGAUCAAAUCCAGCAGUGAUGUUCGCGCUUUAACUUAUUGCGAUCUUAAGUGCGUGCACAUGCAAGGAUUAGUGGAAGUGCUUCGAUUGUAUCCUGAAUAUCAACAGCAGUUCGCCAACGAUAUACAGCACGAUUUGACGUUCAAUGUCCGGGAAGGGUACGAGGCAGAGCAGGAAUCCGAAGGAAACGGCAUGCCCUCCUUGACUCUGCCCAGCAUCAGCGAAGACGACGAAAACGCUCAAGAGGAAGAGGGUGGCAACAGCCCUAUCAGCCCCAACAGGUCUCCCCUCCACGUUCCGAAUCUGAGCAACAGCCCUCGUCACGCAAAAUUCAAUCUCAGAUUACAAGAAAUACAGGAGAACAUAAAACUAAGGCCGCGACUGGGUGGAAUAGCGACCAAUCAUCUUGCUAUGCUGCGCCAGAGAGUAGAGAGGCAAAGAAGCGUGAACAUACCGUCAAAACAAUCGAUGCAUGCAUCCUCCGAUGAUGUGAGUAACGAGGAUGGGGAAAGCACAAAACGAAACAGCGUUGAAAAGCUAGACUCGCAAAUUUCGACUUUACAUCAGGAUGUGGCGGCCUUAAGCAUAGAGGUCCGGAACGCCAUCCAGGCCCUGCAGGAGAUGAAGACGCCUUCGACAGGAGUGUCGUCAUCUUUCAACGCCAUCUCCAACCCUAAUUUGGCACGUGCCGGCGAUAACUUCUCGAGAAACGGCAUCCUGGCCAGGAGCUCAUCGCAUCCGCCGGAAAUGUUCUGCUGGGACCCUGAUGAGCCCGUGACAGAAACGUUUAGACCGCUCAGGAACACAGUCGACGUCGAGACGCAAACCGGCGACGACCUGAUCAAGGACUUCGUCCUGCAGAAUUCGGACAAGAUCAUGCAAUUCCUAGGUUUAAGUAGCGACAAGGUUAAACAGUAUUCCAGACUGAGAAAGAGCUAUAGCAUCUCCGACGACAGGACUGUCGUCAAGUUCGAUAAGAGUACGAAAGAUACAGAAGGUUGUUCCAUAGAUAUCGAAGGACAAGAAUCACCGUCUGGGACGUGGAAGAGUAAUUCUGGUUACGGCGAACAUCAUAAGGUUCAGAUAUUCGGAGGUUUCAGCCCGUCUACGAAUUUGAUUCGCCACUUCAAAGAGAAUAAUUAUGACGAUCUUUAAAUGAUGUGGCUGUCGAUUAUUUUUGAAUUGAUCAGAGCCGUCGCUAGGGCGUAGGCGGUCGCCUAGGGCGCCAAAAUUCAGGGGCGGCUUUUCAAGCUUGAUGAACAAAACUCCCAUUUGUGAAAGUUCAAGGUACCGAAUGAAAAUAUAUCAAUCAGAAAAGGUAGGCAAAAUGACUUGGGAUGAAUUCGCUUGAAUUUUUUAUAUGUUGUAGAACUCGUGAUGCUUCUCAAAUGUCUUCAUUGCUACCAUCUUAAUUCAAUCAUUUAAAUUUUAUUGGGUGCUGAAAGUUACUUUUCUAAAAUGUUAAAUGGCCAUUGUUAAAAACUUUUUGGAAUAUAUGAACAGAGCCGUAUCUGAGGCGUGGCAUAGGUGGCACCUGCCAUGGGCGAAAGGUCCACAGGAGCGCUCAAAAAUAUCAAAAGAAAAAAAUAUUGAAGCACCAGGCGAAAUAAUUCGAAAGAUCACAACUCGGUUUGCAUGUAUAUAUACGCCUCGCGACGAGCGAUGCCGAGAAUCUGGAAACCUUCAAAAUAUUGCACUUCAUCAAGCUUGUCAGUAUUUCUUCGACAAACGGUACCAUCUCUUUUUGAGUCAAGUGCGGCUUAUUUUUCUUUGAUACAAUUUUAUAACGAUCGGUCUUUUAAAUCUUCAGGAGUUAUCUCUUCAUAUGUACCUAUAUGAAAUGUGUAUUUCAAUGAAAAUAAGUAAAUAUAUGAAUAUGAAUAGUUGCGAAAACAAUUAGAGGGAGUAUCCUUUCCAAAAAAUAGGGUGGGUCUUUCAAAUGAACUUUUUUUUGAGCCCCCUCCUGCUUAGUUAUAGCCCCUAAAGAUGGAGCCCGAAAAGUAGUUUUCAAUUUGUGAAAAGUUAAUAAUUGUUUUUUUUUUGUUACAUGCAUUUUAUAUUUUUAUAUUUGUGAAUGAAAAUAUCGCUUUGACAUAAUUUAUUUCUCGAAAACCAAAAAAUUCCUAAAAAUGAAAUUGAACCGACAUUUCAUUCGAGUGAGAAGGCAUUCAAAAAAUUGUUAGUGGUGUUCCUCUAUAAUUUCAAGGGGUACAAAAAGCCACCCCUCAAAAUUGUUUCGCAAUAAAUUUCUCUUUAUUCAUAUUUUACAAUAUGAAGAAAUAAAUACAAUAAGUAAAUUAAUUUUGGAUAGACUAAUCCAUUCUUAACAAAUGAGGUCUCUUGUACAAAACAUCGACAGAAAAUACGCGUUGUGAAGGUUGGAAUUAUUGUAGACCUGAAAUGUAUCCAAUUGGCGGAUGUCAAAACGAUAUUUUUAUUCAGAACUGGAAUCGCUCCCUGAAUUUUUUUGCAAGUAUUCAUUAUUAUUCAAUUAUUAUUUUAAAACUUGAACGAAAAUAUAAGACUUAAAUUAUGUAUGAAAAAAUACUAUAAAAAAUAAAAUAGGUAAAAAAAAAAUUUCGAAAAUGGGGGGCGCUGUAAAAUAUAUUGCCACAGGCCCAAUAGUACCUAGAUACGGCUUUGUAUGUAAACCAAAUCGAGUAUGCAUCGAUUGUUCAUUUGUCUAAUCAAAGUCCACUAUAGAGAAAAAUGAUAUCAAGUUCUUCAGUGAUUAAAAAAAAUUGAGCCGUGGAAUAAAUGCAGCAGGAUGUUUCCUUAUUGAAUGUCAUUAUUUGUGGGGGUGA
Molecule: messenger RNA, 5386 nt
Organism: Harmonia axyridis
Lineage: Eukaryota; Metazoa; Arthropoda; Insecta; Coleoptera; Coccinellidae
Gene: Elk
Product: potassium voltage-gated channel subfamily H member 8
Exons: 15
Coding region: 795-3737 (980 amino acids)
Biological process (GO): regulation of membrane potential; potassium ion transmembrane transport
Cellular component (GO): membrane
Molecular function (GO): voltage-gated potassium channel activity
Source: RefSeq, a predicted model, not a curated record